AUAUAUGUAUAUGUGUAUAAUUUUUUUCAAGCCAAUUGUUUUUUCAUAGUGCACGUUGCACUGUAAAUACAACGGCGGGAAGGGAAACAAAGCGUAGCGGAGGAGGGAGGAGCAGUAGGAGGCGCCAUGCAGGAGGAGGUAUCGAAUUUUGGCCAAUCAAAAAAAGGUGACUUGUGUGGACGUCAUUAGCAUGUGGGUCUGUAAAUAGAGCGGGCGCGAGGCGGGCGUUAGUCAUUUUCUGUUCGUUUAUUCGACAAGCAGCAUCAUGCCCGAUCCAGCCAAGACCGCGCCCAAGAAGGGAUCAAAGAAAGCCGUGACCAAGACGGCCGGCAAAGGAGGCAAGAAGCGCAGAAAGUCCAGGAAGGAGAGCUACGCCAUCUACGUGUACAAGGUCCUGAAGCAAGUGCACCCUGAUACCGGCAUCUCAUCCAAGGCCAUGGGCAUCAUGAACUCCUUCGUGAAUGAUAUUUUUGAGCGCAUCGCCGGUGAGUCUUCUCGUCUGGCUCAUUACAACAAGCGUUCCACUAUCACCUCCAGGGAGAUCCAGACCGCCGUGCGCCUGUUGCUUCCCGGCGAGCUGGCCAAGCACGCCGUGUCCGAGGGCACAAAGGCCGUCACCAAGUACACCAGCUCCAAGUGAAGCGCGUUACCGCCGUCUUCA
Messenger RNA from Ictalurus punctatus (channel catfish), 661 nucleotides. RefSeq names its product histone H2B-like. Lineage: Eukaryota; Metazoa; Chordata; Actinopteri; Siluriformes; Ictaluridae. Bases 266 to 640 code for a protein of 124 amino acids. The transcript has a single exon. The record is from RefSeq and is a predicted model, not a curated record. Gene Ontology annotation, molecular function: protein heterodimerization activity; structural constituent of chromatin; DNA binding. Gene Ontology annotation, cellular component: nucleosome.